AUGCGAGAUUUGCUGAGACCAAGGAAAUUACUGCUGAAUGGCGGGCGAACACUUCGCGUUGAUUGCCAAGAUAACAAAACAAAACUAAGCAGAGAGGGUAUCAUAACCUCUGACAAGCGAGAUGAUUGGGAGCAAAAGAGAACAAAUAGAAAAAACAAAAAUAGAACGAAGCCAGGUCGUUGCGCCAACGGUACGCCAGGUAUUACGCGCUUGUAG
Bipolaris victoriae FI3 is the source of this 216-nucleotide messenger RNA. RefSeq lists its product as hypothetical. The record is from RefSeq and is a predicted model, not a curated record. The coding region runs from base 1 to 216 and encodes 71 amino acids. Lineage: Eukaryota; Fungi; Ascomycota; Dothideomycetes; Pleosporales; Pleosporaceae. The transcript has a single exon.